AUGUCAGCAGCAGCAGUAUCAGGAGCAGUCAAGACGGCCGCCACCACGACCGCACAGUCGACCAAGAAGAACACCGUCUACCUCUUCCGCCAUAUCCAGACCUCGCAGGUUCUCGUCUCCCUGAAGAGCUCCGUCGAGAAACAAUCGUUGAAGCAGAUCACAGACGUGACCCGCCGCCCCGCACACGUCCGCCCGGACCACUGGCACCCCCUGGUCGCCAUCCAGGGGUUCUCCCGCCCCCAGGACGCCCUUUCCUUCCACAACUCUCUCCGGGACCACCAACUCAACCUCCACGCCGUCAAGGCCUCCAACCCCGAACAUAUUGCCCAGCCUCGUCGUUUGCGUGCACCCCAGGAGAUGAACCAGGUCGAUUCGACACUUGUCAAGAUGGUCGAGUUAUUGAACAACCAGCCUAAUAAGGGAAAGGGUAUGCAGAUCUUGUGGGAGAGGGAGGGUGUUAGGAAAUCUGUUCUGGAGAAGGAGGGUGCCGAGUUGAGUUUGGAGGGAUUUGAGCAUGGAGAGUUGGUUGUCAAGCGUGGACGGGAUAUCGUCAACGCAUAA
Molecule: messenger RNA, 561 nt
Organism: Linnemannia hyalina
Lineage: Eukaryota; Fungi; Mortierellomycota; Mortierellomycetes; Mortierellales; Mortierellaceae
Source: the annotation of a GenBank genome assembly